Messenger RNA from Daphnia magna, 4544 nucleotides. RefSeq names its product nuclear pore complex protein Nup155 (gene Nup154). The coding region runs from base 89 to 4324 and encodes 1411 amino acids. The transcript is spliced from 10 exons. Lineage: Eukaryota; Metazoa; Arthropoda; Branchiopoda; Diplostraca; Daphniidae. Gene Ontology annotation, cellular component: nuclear pore inner ring; nuclear pore. Gene Ontology annotation, biological process: RNA export from nucleus; protein import into nucleus; transcription-dependent tethering of RNA polymerase II gene DNA at nuclear periphery. The record is from RefSeq and is a predicted model, not a curated record. Gene Ontology annotation, molecular function: structural constituent of nuclear pore.
AUUUAACUAUUUUCAAUUAAUUAUUUUCAUAUUAUUUUAAUACGACAACGCCUGCUUCAUCUUUUUUCAUACUCGCCGUUUCGCAGUCAUGCAGUCUGUAACGGGCGCGAGUAACAAAUUUUCUUCGAUUUAUCAAGAUUCUUGUGCCAAUCUCUAUAAAAAUGACGUAAACAGCAAUUUGUCUUCCACGACAAUCAUGACAUCACCGGUAUCGAAAACAAUGAUUUCGCCUCUUGCAACCAUCCAAUCCACGUUGAUUCCUUCGUUGGAAGGCAUUGAUCUGGCUGGUCGGAUUCUUGAAUGGCAACUUAAGAACGAUAAUCAGUUCCCUACGCUCUCUGAUCAGAUAAAGAUUGGUGAAGCACAUGGAGUUAGUGGACUGUCAGAUGUUGAUUAUCCUAUGUUGGAAGUUGGCCCUAAUGGACUACCUCUCCUCAGGCAGAUGGGAUUGGUUAAUCGAAUUCCCUUACCACCAGAAUUAGUAGAACACUUUGGGCACAUGCAAAGCUACUGCAUGAUGGGGCUUUUCCCUCUCAUUCAACGUGCUUGGUUGAGCAUUGACAGUGAUAUAUAUGUUUGGACAUAUGAGGAUGGGGGUGAUUUGUCUUAUUUCGAUGGUCUGAGUGAACCAAUUAUUGCUGUAGAGUUGGUUCAACCGAAACCAGGCAUCUUUCAACCACACAUUCAAUACCUCUUGUGCCUCGCCACAACUGUAGAAAUUGUUCUCUUGGGCGUUAGUUUCUCCGGAUCCAGUACUAAUUACGAAGAAAUGCACCUUUUACCCGAACCAUUGUUCGCCGUGCCAACAGACGGAGCGUAUAUUGUAACCAUCACUGGCACGACUAGCGGCCGAAUCUUCAUGGGAGCAAAAGAUGGCUGCAUUUACGAAUUCUUUUAUCAGGCUGAGGAAGGAUUCUUCAGUCGCAAAUGUCGUAAAAUCAACCAUUCUAAAAGUACAUUGUCCUACCUGGUUCCGUCAUUUAUCAACGCAGCAUUCAGUGAAGAAGAUCCGAUUGUACAAAUGGUACAAGAUGAAACCCGACACAUUCUCUACACACGCUCGGAAAAGGGAACCAUUCAGGUCUACGAUUUAGGCACAGACGGACAAGCCAUGACUCGGGUGGCGGCCAUCAAUACCAAUACCAUCGUCCAGUCGGCCGCAAAUAUUGCCAGGACGGUUGAUCGUUCCAGUUUUCGACCGUUGGUUGGUAUUGCGCCCAUCGAGUCGAGUGAAUCGACAAACUUGCAUUUGGUCGCUAUUACUGCCUCUGGUGUCCGUCUGUACUUCAGCACUUUACCCUGGCGUGCAUUCAACGAAGCCACGCCUUCUAGCCGCCCAGUGACGCUUCAGCUGGUUCAAGUGCGUCUGCCGCCUGGUUACGCGGCCAAUGCGUCUCCCCAGCGUCCCCAACAAGUCCAUUCGGCCCUAUAUUCUCACGGAACCACGUUUUUAGCCACGACAACAGCCUCGGAGAAUGACGUAGUCUGGACAUUGUCCAAUUCACUUUUUCCAGCUGCCCAGCAAUUGUCAGAGACGCAAAACACGCUGGGGUUGGACGGAAAGACGUGGGCAUUGGCAGAAGUUACUCCCACCCUCAAAAGACAAAUCGAUCCGUCAAUCUUUGCUCCUCCAGCACCUGAGCCUCCACUGAUUGUAACGCAACAUGCUGUGGGACCUCGAAAGUUCAUUUUCCUAACGACGCAAUGUUGCCACGUCGUCACCCAACUUAGGCCGGUGGAUAUUCUCCGUCAAUUACUGUUUGACGCUUCAGGGCCGGAUAGCACCGCCGUUCGUGCUUUUUUCCAGGUUUUGCGAGAAGACCAAGCCUGUGCCACUGCUCUGAUUUUGGCAUGUUCGUCGAGCAUUCAGGACUCGCAGCUGGCUGACUGGGCUGCCCGCGCCUUCUUCCUACUUGGUGGUGACGUGAAAGUCUCUCCGUCUCAUCUGGCUCAUCCCAUUUCGUCACCCGCGUCUCCUUUUGUCGUCAACUCGCCCGCUCAUCUGAACAGUACACCUAGCAACUUCCACCACCAACAGUCGCAUUUUACUUUUAGUUCACCUGAUUCUGGAGGAGGGGGGGGAUUCAACCCAAAUGCCAUUUCGACUCCCCAAAUGCAACCUUACUCGCCCCAUUCGAAUAACGUGGUGACUAGCAGUGGUGGCGCAGAAUUGACCGACUAUCAAUUCUCUGGUCGACAUAACGGACUUUACCUUUAUCUCGGACGCAUACUGAGGCCACUUUGGCUUAUGCCGCUGGCCAGAGAUGUAGGAAAGCCCCAUCAGCCGUUGCUGGACAGUGUCGUCAACAGUGAAGAGUUGUUAACUGUGCUGGGCCAACUGAACGCUCUUAAGGGAUUCGUUCAUGCCAAUAUCCAUCAAAACGGUCCGCAGAGCUACCAGUCCAGUGAGAAGGGCCGCCUUCAGGAUGCUCAAAUGCAGGAGAGAAAAUCUCUGUUGGCCAUGAAACAAUUGUUGGAUCAUACCGUCGAAGUACUUGCUCUCUGGAAAGUGUUGUGCGAUCACCAGCUCCAUUUGCUCGGCCAAUCGUUGUCGGCUGAAAUGCGGAUGUCACUCAAGACAACGUUGUUCCGCGACCUCAUCCUUUCCGGUUCCGACACCUGCAUUGGGCUGAUCAACGCUCUCAUUCAUCGAUACUUGGAUGAUGCGGCCAGUACGGACGCCAUCAGUGAAAAAUUGAGACAGGUCUGCCCGUCUCUCUACCGCAAUGAGGAUGCUCUAUGCACUAAAGUCAACGAGCAACUUCUCAAGGCUCGAACGAACACCAUGAGCCGCAUGGACAAGGAGCGUCUGCUGCAGCAAACGCUGGAAACGUGCAAGCAGAUUCCGGCUCGCAUCAAUUUGGCGCACGUUUGCCAACAGUUGUCCGCUUGUCAGUACUUCGGAGGCGUGGUGGAGCUCUGCUGCGUCGUGGCUGAGAAGCUCGACCCUCAGCACCGUGCCCAACAAUGCUACAGCGGCCAACAAGAAGAUCCUGCCGCUGUCGAGGCGCUUUUGGCUCGUAAAAAUUGCUACCAGCAAAUGUGCCUUGUUUUGCAGAAACUCUACACGGCCGCUGCGUGCCAUCCUCAGUCGCCCAGCGUGCCCAAAUCACCCGGACCGAUGGUACAAACGACUCCACAGGGAUACGAGGAGGGACUAAGCCCAUUAGAAGCGCAGCGGUUGGCAGAUGAAACUCUUUCUCUUGCCUUGCAAUCGGAUGAUGAACUAUGUCAUGUUGCCAUUUUCGAUUGGUUGACGGACAACAAGUGGGACGACAAGUUGUUGGAAAUUCAGUCGCCCCACUUGGAGAAUUACCUCAAGAGGCAAACAGUUGGUCAGGUUGGUCAACAGCAGCAAACAGAUUUAGUUGCAAAAUACGAUCUGUUAUGGAAGUUUUACGAAAAAAGUGGCCAGUUUAUCGCCGCUGCACGAGUUCUUUCCCGUCUAGCUGAUGCCCACAGCACGGCCAUAAGUCUUCCGAUGAGAAUAGAAUACCUUUCGCGGGCCAUUGUGUGCGCGCGAGCGGCUGAGACGAGCUCCUUCGGUAACGCCGUUCAGGGCCAGUUCCUCUACGAAAUGGAGGAGAAAAUGGACGUGGCUAAAGUCCAGUCUCAAGUGCUGGAAGCCGUCUCUCGGUUGCCCAGUCGAGAUGCCGACACCAUCAGCCGUUUACAUUCCGACUUGCUUGACGUGACUCAACUAUACGAGCAAUUCGCUGAGCCAUUGGGUCUGUGGGAAUGCAAACUGGCUAUUUUGCACUGCGCCAAUCAUUACGACUCGGCUCUGGUGACCAGCAUUUGGCAAAAUAUUAUCAAUGCUGAAGUCAAGAAACUGAGUAGUGCCGACACUGAAACAAAACUGGCCACCCUGGGUAGCAAAAUGAAAACGCUAGGUCGAACUUAUGCCCAGUCAGAGCAAUUUUUCCCUUUGGAGUUCCUCGUUAAGACCCUGGAAACAUAUUCAGUUCGCUGGAAUGGCCCACCAGGCUGGGCCGUUUCCAUCAUACUGACAGCUGGAGUAUCGUUCCAGCGUCUUUUUGCCGUUUACAAUCGCCUGUACGGCGCAAAGGAUGUCGUUUGGCAAGCUGAAGGCAAACCCAAUCACUUGCUCAAAGUGCUGGCCGACAUGUUAAAUCGGCUUGUUGAUUCCUCUACUGGAGGCUUGGCAGCCCUGGUGCCGACAGCCGAUCGUCGAGCUCUUAUAGGACAGUGUGUCGAGGCCGUUGGUGUCUAUUUGACGGAUCUAUUUUGCACGACUCACGCCACAUCACCUGCCCUCAUAGCCGAAUUCCGUACUCUACAAGGCAAAUUAGAACUUUUGUAACGAAUAUUUUAAAUGCUGUUUUUCUCCCCCAUAGUUGUCAUUCAUCCCCUAUUCUUUUUUCUUCUUUUCCGAUUCUUUGAAGCAACAUUUUAUUUCUCAUUUUCGUGAGCCCUGUGUGUGUGAGCGAGGGCGAAUUCUUGUUGUCAUCUACCAUACGCCUCAACUCUUAAUCCAAUCCACCGAUCAUAUCAAUACAUACCCAGCAUUGUGUGGCCAUUCA